This is a messenger RNA of Symbiodinium sp. CCMP2592, 720 nucleotides long. NCBI's taxonomy places the organism in Eukaryota, Dinophyceae, Suessiales, Symbiodiniaceae. The record is from the annotation of a GenBank genome assembly.
AUGGCCACUGCGCAGUCCGCGCACGUCUGCCGGCCGCAGGAAGCAAGCCCCGGAAGUUUUUGUCUUGUGUGGUGUUACGAGCGGUGCAACAAAGCCGACCAGGGCCAGACUUUGAUCGAACUACAGGAAGUUGCUGCGAGCUUCGGCUCGAAUCUGGUGCUUUACAAGAAGUCAACAGGGUUUCUCAACUGGCUUGAGAGGGCAACUGAGCCUGUUUUUCUCCUUGCAGAUUGGCGUGAGGCAAAGCCCAUUUUUGAUGGGGUGAACCUGCUGACAACUGCACGAUCACAGCAAUUCCAUCUUGAGAUGUGCAUCCUGGCUCAGUCGAAUAAGACGUACCGUCGAGCUUCAGAGUGGGCCGCUCUGAUCCGCGAAGGUGGUGGCAGGAGCAUCAAAGUGCUGGAUGGCUAUUCGCGCGAGGGCGUCGAACAAUUUAUCAUGCAGAGUAUUGAGGACGUUCAUGCUUCAUGUGACGGGCGUGCAGACCUCAAUCCAGCUUCCUGCCCUACUUUUCACACUCGUGAUGUUGAUGCCAGUUCGGUGCGCUCAUUUCAAGAAGCCGGGACAACCAGCCUACAACUUUCCGAAGGGUCGGCAUCUGCUUCAGCCUCUGCGAUAUCCCUGGCGAGCUUGAUCCAAGCAGUGCAAGAUCCAGACGAGGCUGCAAGACUAGAGGAGAUGAUUCAGCGCACAAUGUGGCAGCAACCCUAUGAAGACUAA